Messenger RNA from Candidula unifasciata, 3712 nucleotides. The record is from the annotation of a GenBank genome assembly. NCBI's taxonomy places the organism in Eukaryota, Metazoa, Mollusca, Gastropoda, Stylommatophora, Geomitridae.
AUGGUGAUGUCUGAUCCUGAUUAUCGCCGCCGACUCGCUGAGUUGGAGGAGGGUCUAAAGAAUCCAAAUUCUGCCAUACAUGUAGAUGGACUGUUAGAUGGAAUUACAGCCUUUGUCACUGAUUUAGACCACCCAGCAAUAAAAAGAAUUAAGAAUGUGGAGCAUUUUUUAGAGCGAUAUGCAAGGAGUGUAGAGCUAAUAAAGAACAAUCGCAUGAAAGCAGCAGACUUUGAUGUGGUCAAAGUUAUCGGCAGAGGAGCAUUUGGGGAAGUACAGCUAGUACGACAUAAAGCAACAAAGGCUGUCUUUGCCAUGAAACUCCUUAGCAAGUAUGAAAUGUUGAAAAGAUCUGAUUCUGCAUAUUACUGGGAAGAGAGAGAGAUUAUGGCUAAUGCCAACAGUGAGUGGAUCGUUCAGUUGCACUUUGCAUUCCAAAAUAGCAAGUUUCUCUACAUGGUUAUGGACUACAUGCCUGGUGGAGACCUUGUGAACCUGAUGAGCAAUUAUGAUGUGCCUGAGAAGUGGGCCAAAUUUUACUGUGCAGAAGUUGUGCUGGCUCUUAAUGCCAUCCACUCCAUGGGAUUUGUACAUAGGGAUGUCAAGCCAGAUAAUAUGUUGCUGGAUGCAACUGGUCAUCUCAAGCUGACAGAUUUUGGGACCUGUAUGAGGAUGGACAAGGAUGGACUGGUUCACUCCGACACAGCAGUUGGGACACCUGAUUAUAUAUCCCCUGAAGUACUCAAGUCCCAAGGUGGUGAGGGGUGUUACGGCCGAGAGUGUGACUGGUGGUCAGUAGGAGUCUUCCUGUUUGAGAUGCUUGUUGGUGACACUCCAUUUUAUGCAGACUCCCUGGUGGGAACCUAUGGCAAAAUCAUGGAUCACAAACGCUCCCUGAAUUUCCCAACAGACAUAGAAAUGUCAGACAAAGCAAAAGAUCUUAUAUGUGCCUUUCUUACAGAUAGAACAGAGAGAUUAGGGAGAAAUGGCGUUGAAGAGAUUAAGCGGCAUCCAUUUUUCAGAAAUGAUACGUGGACCUGGGAAAACAUUCGCCAGACUGUACCUCCAGUAGUGCCUGAACUGUCUAGCGAUGUGGACACAAGUAAUUUUGACGAAAUCGAAAAAGACGAGGCUCCAGAAGAAACGUUCCAGUCUCCUAAAGCUUUUGCUGGCAAUCACCUGCCUUUUAUCGGUUUUACAUACAGCAGAGAAUGCGGCAGAUUAGAGGAAGAAAUCAGACUGUUAAAAGAAGAAAGCAGAAACUUAAGAGCGAGCAAGGAAGAAUUGGAUAAAAAAUGCCAGCUGAAAACUGAAGAACUGGACCGCCUCUCACAGGAGUAUUCAAUGCUGAAGCUGGAGAGUGUGGAAUAUGAACGAAACAUUGUGUACGCAAAGCAUGAUUUGAAAGAGACACAGAGAAAGUUGGAAGUAGAAGCAGACAACAGAAAGAAGGCUGAGAUUAUGCUGAAGGAGAAAGAAAAGCAGCUUGAGUAUGAGUUCAGUACCAGACAACAAAUUACAGACAACACAGUUCACUCCAAAGAGAAAAUCUCAAAUCUGGAGAAAAUGGUGAAUGAUUUAAAGGAGAAACUGAGGCAGGAAAUGGAGUCGAGCAAUAAACAAAAGAAGCUGUACACAGAGCUUCAGCAGCAGCUACAGUCAUCCAAGCAAUCCCUGCUGAAAGAUAACUAUGCACUUCAGUCUUCCCUUGACGCAGAGAGAAAUGCUAGGUUGACAGAGUCUUCCAGAGCUCAAGAAUUAGCAGACAGACUACAGGCCUUGUAUAAUGGGCAAGAAGAAUUCCAGAAGAAGGAGCGGUCCUACAUCCAAGAUAUCCAGCACAUGCAGUCAAAGUUGUACCAGUUAGAGAAGAAUUUGUCAAGUAUAGAACUUGAACGUGAUAGUUUCAAGACCAAAUGGGAGGCAGAAAAACAAGCACAUAAAGAGACUGUAGAAGAAUAUAUGGCGAACAAAUCACGGGAGAUCAUUACUGGCAGUGCCAACUCAGAUGCUGUUAGAGAGCUCCAGAUAAAACUAGACCAGGAAAAGGUUUUGAGACAAAAGCUGGAUGCAAAGUUGUUGGAGGCGGAAAAGAGGAACAGUGAACUCUCAGUUGAUGUAGCACAGCUAACACAGAGUAACCAGUCCUUGAAAGCAGAACUCAAAAUGGAGAUCGAUAAGAACAAGAACAUAUCCCUCCAAGUUGAACAAGAAGGGCAGAGGAGAAAUCUUCUUAAUACUGACAUCAAGAAUCUACAGCAGGAGCUGCAACGUAUGAAGACUAAAGAGAAACAACAGGCAAAGGAAAUUGAAGAUAUGAAGGAAGAAAAGAAAAGAAUUGAUGAGGAGAUCAAGAAAUUGAAGGAGGAGGGAUCAGUCAGUGAAAUGCAGAUAACAGAGCUGACUGAACAGUUGGAAGCAGAAACAUAUUUCUCUUCGCUGUAUAAGACUCAGGUGAAAGAGCUGAAAGAGGAAGUGGAUGAGAAAAAUAAACAGAUUCAGGAUCUGACCUCUGAUAUUCAGAACAUGUUGCAAGAAAAAGACUCCAUGGGAGCCCAGCUUCAGUUGGCACUUGCUAAAGCUGACAGCGAGCAGCUGGCCAGGCAGAUUGCAGAAGAGCAGCUCUCUGAUGUUGAGAAGGAAAAGACCAUGUUGGAUUUAGAGAUCAAAGAGUUCAUGUCUCGACACAAAAGUGAAAUGAACAAAAAGGAGUCAACAAUAGCUGCGCUGGAGAAGAUGAAAUUCACAUAUGAGUCAGAUUUAGACAGACUGGUCCAGGAGAAGAAUGAAAUCAACAAGCAGAUCAAGGCAAUGUCAGAAGACAUGGCAAAGAAACCUGACAACAAUGAAAUAGAGAAAUUGAAGAAGCAACUUGAGGAUGAGAAACUGAAGAAGAUACAGGCUGUGAACAAGCUGGCAGAGAUCAUGAACAAAAGGGUGUUUGCUGAUCGACAUGGAGGCAAGAAUAAAUCCGCCGAAGCUGAAUUGAAACGCAAAGAGAAAGAAAACAGAAAGCUUCAGCAAGAACUCACAAUGGAGAGGGAGAAGUACAACAAAAUGAUUGAGAAGAUGCAGCGGGAUGUUCUGGAAGCCCAGCAGUCUGUAUACGAAGAAAGCCAAGCCCGACAGAGGUUACAGAUGGAGAUCGAUGCCAAGGACUCGGAAAUGGAGCAGCUGAGACAGAAGUUGUCUUUAAGCACCUCCGACUCCAUGUCAAUAUACAGUGGCAACAAUGAAGACAGCAUUGUCAGUAGCUCAGAAGAUUCUGCAAACACGUACAUGGAAGGUUGGCUGGCAGUUCCGAAUCGCAACAACAUUAAAAAGUACGGCUGGAAGAAGCAGUUUGUGGUUGUCAGCAGCAGGAAGGUUCUCUUCUAUGCCUCUGAAAAUGAAAAGCAGAACACAGACCCUAUCAUGGUGCUGGACAUAGACAAACUCUUUCAUGUACGUCCAGUUUCACAAGGAGAUGUGUACAGAGCUGAUGCUAAAGAUAUUCCUAGGAUAUUUCAGAUUCUUUAUGCCAGUGAGGGAGAAAAUCGCAAACCGGAGGAUGGAGCACAGGAAGCCGUUAGUUCUGCUGUUGAUCGUACUGCUUCAAUAAUUUACAAAGGUCAUGACUUCACACCAUUCACCUUUCGUACGCCGACAUCAUGUGACUCCUGCCACAAGCCUGUAUGGCACGUCAUUCAUCCUCCUCCUGCACUGGAAUGCAAGC